Molecule: messenger RNA, 528 nt
Organism: Orbilia oligospora ATCC 24927
Lineage: Eukaryota; Fungi; Ascomycota; Orbiliomycetes; Orbiliales; Orbiliaceae
Exons: 3
Coding region: 1-528 (175 amino acids)
Source: RefSeq, a predicted model, not a curated record
AUGGAGAAAGUUGUUCAGGCGUUGACAGUGCUGACUGAGGUCGCCUCUACGGCGCUAUAUGUCGUCGUAAGCCAUGAAGUUGUCGUUGUGGUCGUUGUGGAUGUGAUUAUAUCAUAUGCUGGUGGCAAAGAUGAUGAGGAUGAGGAAGAGGAUGACGAAUUAGAAGAUGACGAAGAAGAAUUAGAGGAAGAUGAUGACGAAUCAGAAGAUGACGAAGAAGAAUCAGAGGAAGAUGAUGAUGAUGACGACGACGACGACGACGAAUCGGAAGAUGAUGACGAUGAUGACGAUGAUGAAGACGAUGAUGAAGAAGAAGAUGAUAAUGAAUCAGAAGAAGAAGAUGAUGAUGAUGAGUCAGAAGAUGAUGGGGAUGAUGACGGGGAUGACGAUGAUGAAGAAGAGGAGGGGGAGGAGGAGGACGGAAAGGACGACGAGGAAUAUGGAGAGAUAGAUGAAUUUAAUGACGAAAUAUCCAAAGAUGAAGGGCGAGAGGAGGAAGUACGAGAGGAGAAGCCCAAACUCGAUUGA